This is a messenger RNA of Lytechinus variegatus (green sea urchin), 3680 nucleotides long. RefSeq names its product AP-4 complex subunit mu-1-like (gene ap4m1). The record is from RefSeq and is a predicted model, not a curated record. Gene Ontology annotation, biological process: Golgi to lysosome transport; protein targeting. The transcript is spliced from 13 exons. Gene Ontology annotation, cellular component: trans-Golgi network; cytoplasmic vesicle; clathrin adaptor complex. NCBI's taxonomy places the organism in Eukaryota, Metazoa, Echinodermata, Echinoidea, Temnopleuroida, Toxopneustidae. Bases 58 to 1407 code for a protein of 449 amino acids.
UUGUGUUGAUGUCCGAUCUUGAGCAAAAAAAAAGACAGGUCUGAGACUGAGUAGUAAAUGAUGUUUUAUCAGAUUCUGGUGCAAUCAUCAAGAGGCAGCGAUCUUCUAACGAAAGAAUAUCAGGAACAUGGGAUUCCAAAGUUUGGAGAAGUUUUCAGGUCUUUCCUUAAGAACCAUAAGGAAAAAGACCUACUUCCAGUUAUGGAAGUAAGUGGCAAAUACAUCAUUCACAUAAAGUGCAAUGGUAUAUAUUUUAUAUGUUCUGCAUCACAAGAUGAACCACCUUUUGCAGCUUUGGAAUUAUUAGAAAGAUUGAGUGGGUUAGUGAAAGACUUUUGUGGUAUUGUAUCUGAAGAAGCCAUUGUUCAGAACUCUGCUCUGGUAUAUGAAUUAUUAGAUGAAAUUAUGGAUUGUGGUAUAGUACUCACUACUUCAACCCGUAGUUUGAAACCUUACAUUCAGACUGAUCCCAUACCAGUGAAAGCUGAUAGGCAGAUUGAGGGAAUCCUUGGUAUCGCACCUGGAUUGUUUGGUUCUGACUUUCAAAUUGCUCCAAGUAAUUCUCCUGAUAAGCCAUUAUCUCUUAGUCAACAUUCUCAGGCACUUGGCAGUCAGAAAAAUGAAGUUUACUUGGACAUCAUUGAAAGGAUGACUGUUCUUGUAGCAGUCAAUGGUAAUGUUAUCCAGAGUGAGUUGAAUGGUACAGUACAUCUGAGAAGCUUUCUUGUUGGAAACCCUGAACUUGUGAUUGGUUUAAGUGAAGACCUUAUGAUAGGUAGAGGUAGUCCAAUCAGUUCUGGACCAGGAGUUAGAUUAGACCAUGUUCAGUUCCAUCCUGCUAUUAGUCUAGCUGAGUUUGAGCAGCAGAGGGUCUUAAGAACUCAAAGCCAAGAAGGAGAGACAACAUUAAUGAAAUACGGUAUUUCUAAUCAUCUUUCCAAUAAACUUCCAUUCCAAGUAGAGGCAUCAGUGGCAGAGAUUACUGAAAAACAGAUUGUGGAAGUAGAACUUCAUGUAAUGUGUCAUGUUGAUCAGAGACACCAUGCUGUUAAUGUCAAACUAAACUUACCACUACCCAAAGCUACUACAGAUGUAUCCCCAAGCCUACCAUCACAAAGUCAAACCAUGGAGUAUAAACGAGGAGACAGAUCGGCAGUGUGGUGUAUUAAGAAGAUGAUAGGUGGUAGUAAACAUACAGCUAGACUAAGGAUUCAUUUGGACCAUCUUAGUAAUAGUACCCUUGUAGAAAUCGGCCCAGCUAGUCUAGAAUUUGAACUCAAAGACUUCACUUCCUCCAAGCUUCAGAUUCGUUUCCUCAAAGUGUUUGACAGGCACAACUCCUAUGUACCAUUCCGUUGGGUUCGUUAUGCAACCCUCAGUGAUUCCUAUGUCAUCAGACUCAGAUGACAUCAAUACACCAGACACACUGUGAGGAGAUUCCUGUAUGUCAUCAGACUCAGAUAACAUCAAUACACCAGACACACUGUGAGGAGAUUCCUGUAUGUCAUCAGACUCAGAUAACAUCAAUACACCAGACACACUGUGAGGAGAUUCCUGUGUGUCAUCAGACUCAGAUAACAUCAAUACACCAGACACACUGUGAGGAGAUUCCUGUGUGUCAUCAGACUCAGAUAACAUCAAUACACCAGACACACUGUGAGGAGAUUCCUGUGUGUCAUUCUAUGCUGCAAGAGAUAUGUCAGGUUGAAGUAUUGCUCUGGAAUACCUUGCUAGCUGUAAGCAACCCAUGAGCUCUUUGUGGUGAGAAUUUUACAGUAUUCCUCCAUACAUUAAAUGCAUUCUGUCUUGAAUUUUCAUGGGGAAUGGAUUACAAUUGGCCAACAAGACUAUAUGAAAAAACAGUAGAAAUAACUGUAUUAUAGAUAGACAAUUAGGGCUCAGUAGUUUGUACUGUCCCAUCUUUGAUAUUCCUGGGAUUUUCAGAGAAGGGAAAGUAAGAUAAUGACUUUUGUGAGGCAAUUGGUCGAAUAUAUGAUGACUAUUUCUCUUGAUGGAAAGCAUGUGUUACUGGGUAAAUACUCCAGUAGUGUUCCACUCCCCAUGAAACAUGACAUUGUAUAUCUUUUUUAAAGAACAUUUCAUUCCCCAAAGCAUGCUCACUUUAACAUUUCUAACAAAAUUUUCAAAUUCUUCAGCUGUGGUGAAGUCAAGGCUUCAUGCUUGAUAAAACUUAUUUCAGACAUAAAAUGGUCCUUAACCCUAAAACAGCCCCUCAACAUUUUCCACGACCAUUCUGCAGAAUUUUUUUACCACGCCGCUCAUUGACUUUUUACUUUAAAGUCUUGCGGGUAUGCGGUUGAAAAAUUAUGCCACAUUAUGUAAGUGCAUGUCAGACCCAAAUUGCUCCGAAAUGUGAUUUUGUGUACAAAGUCCAUGCAAAUUGAGUUUUCUCAUCUCCUCCAUAAAGGUAUGAUUAUCCUUACUUUCAUCAGCGGAAAUAAAUAGAUUUUAGCAUAAUUAUGUUUCAAAGAGAUUCUGCAAUAAAUUUUGGGAAAAAAACAAAGAAAAACAAAAUGUUAAACAACAGAGAAAUGCAUAAGAAAUACAUAAAACCAUAAUAUACAUCAUUUAGUUUCAAACCAGGACUUCUUCAUUUGUAAUUGUUAGCAAUGGUAAAAAGAAUAUUCACACCAAAAAUCAGCAUUCUAGGAACUUUCUUUAGUGAAUUAUGAUUUACGCAUAUAUUAAUUCAUAUCAAAAAAUUUAAUUAUUUCAGAAAAAAUUAACCAUACAGACUUUUAGAUUGUAUUCCACACUAUUAUCAUGCUAAUUUUCUCAGUGUUUGCGCGAUUGGCAGCUGAGAUGUCAAGGGGGAAUUGAUUCGACCCCCCCCGUCAGAUAACGUUAAAAAAAUCCUGGUCUGGUUAGGGUUGAAGCCACCUCUCUUGACUCCAUCAUUGCUUGUUGACCAACCAUGUUGUCAUUUUUGCAUGUUAGCUUUGAUGAGUUAAACUAAUACAUGUAUUAACAUUAAAAUAAAUGAUAACUUUGUAAUGAACAAAUUUAUAUUUUUUUGUUUAUAAAUUCUUUCAAAUAUAACAAUAUGGUAGGUUGUGCUGUAAUGUAAAAGCAGAAGUAAAUUUGUAAUAUUUCAUCAAAUUGAUUUUAUUGCAAUUGAGAGCAUUAAUGUUUUAAAUUGUUAAAGCAAGCAAUAUUUACAAAAUAUGUGUUUAACAUCAUGGAUUUGUAGCACUGUCGAAGGAGAUCAUAUUUUCAUGACUCCCGUUUCAUAGAAAAUUCAAAGAAAGUUGUAAUAUUGAUGUGGUUAUCUGUUAUUAUGAAGGAAAGACGAUACAAUAAUUAAUUCCCUUCAAACAAUUUAUCUCAUGCUUCAAUGCCGGGACUUGCCAUCUCUGACAACUAAUUUAUUACUUUUAGCAGUGAACGUAACAAUAAAAAGUUAAAACUACCCUCAACUCUUACAACCCAUCUACUUGUAUCCUUGCCUUCUUUCUCAGUUUACAGUAACUUGUUCUGUUUACAGAAUUUAACCAGUCUAAUCUCAGUGAAAUUGAAGGGUAGAUGGCGUCAAUAGACUUGUAUAAUACUUUUUAUGUAACAAAAGAAUUUUAGGUUAUAGCUUAACCUUUAUUUUCAGAGAUGAUGUGCCGACAGAAACAAUCCUCUCCUAUCAAACAGGGAGUGCGUAAAGAGCAAAA